This is a messenger RNA of Melampsora larici-populina 98AG31, 2090 nucleotides long. RefSeq lists its product as uncharacterized. The record is from RefSeq and is a predicted model, not a curated record. Lineage: Eukaryota; Fungi; Basidiomycota; Pucciniomycetes; Pucciniales; Melampsoraceae. The transcript has 12 exons. The coding region runs from base 369 to 1961 and encodes 530 amino acids.
CUCAAGGUCAUCCAGGAUGGGCGAACCCAGACCAGAUGAUUAUACCCUCGCAAUUAGAUCUCGUCUUCAAUACCAACCCCAUAAAGACAGCGGAUUUCUUCCUUCGAUUGCUUGACGCAUCUCCCCAAGUGCACAACUUUGAUUAAUAAUAAAUUUUCUUUAUUUUCAUUUUUAUUUUCUUAUUUACGUUGAGCCUGGUGCUCUCACAUUAGUCUUAGUUUGUAAUUCUUAUUCCCUUGUUACUACAUUACUUUUUAUAUACAACACUAAGGAGCAUUUCAAUUUCUUUGUUAUCUAUUUAUUACUCAACUUCGUGAUAUCACCUAUCAUACCUCAAGUAACGCAAAAGCAAAAAAACCAAUUUCAUUAUGCACUACACCGGCAGAAUCUCAGUUUCUUCGCUUCUUGCUGCAAGUCUAAUCCACACGGCAUACGGGCACAUGGCCUUGGUGGCGAUGUAUGGGGAAACCAAUGGAUUGACGGGAAAGGGGUUCGGUAUCAAAGACGGCGCACCUCGUGACUCCUCUCAACGUGACCCUGCACAGCUUGAUUCACCUUUUGUGCGUGACUUCGAAAUUCAGGACGGCACUGCAUCUACAUGUGGCCGAACACUCAUCCAGGGAAAGCUGGGUAUCUCCGACUCUAUGGAAAAAGCCGAAGAUGGUGGUCUCCCCGACGUCGGCCCGGGGGGUGUAAUUCGUAUCGUAGCCCAUCAAGUCAAUGCAGACGGUGCUGGUCCCUAUAGUUGUGGCCUUGAUACUGAAGCAAAGGGACAAAAUUUUCAAAACAUCCCAGUAUCUGUGAACGUCCCGAACGGUGGCAAGUCCACUAGGCCCACCGAUUAUACUUUGGAAGCCAAGAUUCCGCAAGGUACGAAAUGCACAGGAGGCUCAGAUGGCCAAACUUGCAUUGUGCGGUGCCUCAACACCGCAGACGCCGGUCCAUACGGAGGUUGUAUCGCGUUCACCCAGAAGCAAGGACUGUUCAACGAUCCUGCUCCCGCCGGAUCUGGCCCUACGCAAGGAUUUCAACUUGACAAGAUAACCGAAAACCCUGUGACGCGUGGCGGUGACCAAUUUUCUGACGCCAGGGCCAAAAUGGACCCGAAAGCUCUUGCAACCCAAGGUGGCAACGGGAAUGGUAACGCGCAGACAACCGCUCGACAGGCGACCGGUGCAGCCGGAGCGACCGGCGGAGCCGCUCAGACAGCAGGCAAGAAGAACACCAGACGUGACUUGGCCAAUGACUCGAUUGUGGGUUCACAAUAUGCGCCUCGUUCACCAAGUACAAACCAGCGCGAAUUUUCAUUACGCCGCCGAUCUCCUCAAAACAAUAAGCCAGCUGCAAAUACAAACACCCAGAAUGGGAACAACGCGGCUACCGUUAAUCGGUCAGCUACGGGAAACGGAAAUGCCAACGCUAACGUAAAUGGCAACGGAAAUGGAAAUGCUAAUGGUAACGGCGGCCAAGCUAACCAAGUAAACCGUUCCACCAAUGGAAAUGGAAAUGGAAAUGGAAAUGGAAAUGGAAACGGAAACGCAAACGGCAAUAACGGCAAUAACGGCAACUUACGGGGACAUGUGGACCCUAUCAAGCCGACCGAGCAGGGUAUUGCGUAUGAGAUUGCGACAGGUCCUCUUGGACAGGCAGAUGUCCCGCAGAACAUUCGUCAAAGUGUCGGCGGCAAGAGAAGAUCGAUCUCCAGAAGACAAGCCACACAAUUCACGCCAGCACAACAGAAGGCUCCUGUUUCCAGCGCCCCCAAUUCCAACAUUCCGGUCACCAAUGGAGCAGCAUCUACAACUCUAUCCGCACCAACACCAAGCAAACAAGCAGGACCAGGCUCAGUCACCAACCCUCUUUCAUUGAGCAAUCAAGAGAUUGAUGAAGCAGAGGCCGAAGAGGAAGCAGAAGACGACGCUGAACACGAGGCAAAGAAACUCCGAACUAGGCGCUUUUAAACGAUUUUGUACAUUGUAAACAGGCUACCAAAUACCCCAUGAUAUCCAUGUUCAAAAUAGUUUGUAUGGAACCUAGCCCUUUAGGCACCCCUUCACGCAGAUGAUGAAUUAUAAAACACUUUUUGGUUG